GCUGCGCAGAGCUUCCUGGGAGUUGGAGUGCGUCUAAUGCUUGGUAGGUUGGCUCCUGCGGGGCGGACAGGAGAAAGGCUUGCAGGUUUCCAAACCGCCGGUCGGCUAGGAAACAGUCGCGGCAAGGAUUCCCGUUACAUUGAUGGCGACUUAUAGCUUGGCGAACGAGCGGCUGCGUGCCUUGGAGGAUAUCGAACGGGAAAUCGGGACUAUCCUGCAGAGCGCCGGAAACGUGAUCCUGGAGCUGUCCAAGGAGAAGGCAAACGAACGGCUGCUGGACCGGCAGGCGGCAGCCUUCACCUCCUCCGUGCAGCACGUGGAGGCCGAACUGUCAGCCCAGAUCCGGUACCUGACCCAGGUAGCAACUGGCCAGCCUCAUGAGGGUUCCAGCUACUCAUCAAGAAAGGACUGCCAGAUGGCACUGAAAAGAGUAGAUUAUGCUCGAUUGAAACUCAAUGAACUGGCACGAACCUGUGAACUGGUGCUAGAGACCUAAAGCAGACCAGAGGCUCUUCAUUUUCCUUCUUCCAUAUUUCUAUUGUCUUGGACAAAGCCAGAGAAGUCAUUCAAGCCAUGCUACUGCGUGAGGAGGAUGUAGGGUCCCACAGACUUCACCAUUAAGAAAAUCCAUGGGAAAGAAACAAGAUAUGGCUUGCUUCACCCAAGAACUCUGCACAAAUUACUCUCUUUAACCAAAACUCAGAGAUUCUAACAUACAACUUCUUUCUCCCACCCUACAUUUCCAUUUUCCCAUGAUACUUUGGGUUCAUCUUGAAGCCACUUCGGUCCAGCUCAAACACACAAAAUGGGAGAGAAGACCUGACUUUUAAUAAACAAGAUAAGCCUA
Dromiciops gliroides (monito del monte) is the source of this 847-nucleotide messenger RNA. It is a transcript of the gene MED11, whose product is annotated as mediator complex subunit 11. Gene Ontology annotation, cellular component: mediator complex. The transcript is spliced from 3 exons. NCBI's taxonomy places the organism in Eukaryota, Metazoa, Chordata, Mammalia, Microbiotheria, Microbiotheriidae. The record is from RefSeq and is a predicted model, not a curated record. Gene Ontology annotation, biological process: regulation of transcription by RNA polymerase II. Gene Ontology annotation, molecular function: transcription coregulator activity. Bases 143 to 496 code for a protein of 117 amino acids.